Molecule: messenger RNA, 1162 nt
Organism: Osmerus eperlanus (European smelt)
Lineage: Eukaryota; Metazoa; Chordata; Actinopteri; Osmeriformes; Osmeridae
Exons: 5
Coding region: 145-912 (255 amino acids)
Molecular function (GO): peroxiredoxin activity
Source: RefSeq, a predicted model, not a curated record
GGGUGCAUGAAGGAGGAGGUGCAAGUGGUAGGAGUGACUCCCGUUCCAGAAUACGGUUGGGCGGUUUAAGCCACUAGCUCCUCCUCAGAGCCAGAAUCUGGAAUCAACAACGCGAGUCUUCACAGUCGACACACAGAUCAAGUCAUGGCGAGUGGCAGAGUUCUACGACUAUUUAGUAGGCCUAUAACUAACCUGUCGGUACAUCCAUCUCUCAGCCUCUUUCGACAGAGAGCGGCCGUGGCCGCUGUUACUGCGACCCAAAGACCGUUCUCCAGUGAUGCACCUCCUCCCGAGCACAUCAGCAGAUACCCGGUGCCAUACAAGAAGGACCUGCCAUUCGACAUCGUGGAGCUGAUGGAGGAAGUGGAGACCAAGGGGGGAUUUUUGCCUAAUGUUUUUAAAGUCCUGGCACACCGACCAGCAGAGUUCAGGGCAUUCUUCACUUACUACAAUGAGCUGAUGAACAAGGAGACAGGACAACUGACGAAGGCAGACCGGGAGCUCAUUGUGGUCGCCACCAGCAUCCACAACCAGUGUCUCUACUGCGUCGUAUCCCACAGUGCAUUGCACCGCAUCUACUCCAAGAAACCCACACUAUCAGACCAGGUGAUAGUGAACUAUGAGAAUGCAGAUCUUUCCCCUAGGGACCGCGCCAUGUUGGACUUUGCCAUGGCAGUGUGUCGCAGCGAUACAAUCACCGACCAGCACUUCCUGUCUCUUGAGGAAGUGGGCUUUGAUCGUGAGGAUGCUUGGGACAUUGCUGCCAUUGCCGCCUUCUUCGCCAUGUCUAACCGCCUGGCCCACCUGACGGACAUGAGGCCCAACUCAGAGUUCUACAACAUGGGCCGCAUGCCCCGGGACAAGAGCAGAGACAAGAGCAAGCCAGAGGGGAGUGGAGAAACUGGCCAGUAAAUAUAAAAGUGUGUGUGUGUGUGUGUUCCCCUAAUAUUAUUCCUAUUCGUCAAACUUUGUCCUUAACUGUCUUCUGACCUUUAAGGAAAGUGACUGUAAGACCAUAAAGAGGCGUGCUUAAAGAGUAAAUAAACACCCCAAAAAAAAUUUUGGAGUAAAAAUCAAAUGAUUAAUACUCACUCAAGGAUGAACAUGUCAAUCCUGUUCUAUAUUUAGACUAUUCUUUGCUAAAUAAAUAUUUUGCACUUCU